Messenger RNA from Chiloscyllium plagiosum (whitespotted bambooshark), 1000 nucleotides. Its product is annotated as melanoma-derived growth regulatory protein-like. Gene Ontology annotation, molecular function: protein binding. NCBI's taxonomy places the organism in Eukaryota, Metazoa, Chordata, Chondrichthyes, Orectolobiformes, Hemiscylliidae. The record is from RefSeq and is a predicted model, not a curated record. Gene Ontology annotation, biological process: extracellular matrix organization.
CUUUAUUUAAGCCAUAGUGAAGCAGCCCUGAGAACACAGGCUUUGCUCUAUUUCCAGGGUGAGCAAAAUUGAAAAAUGCUCCUUGUCUGUCUAAGGGACUGUCAGGUGCCCAGAUAUUAUCAGUGUGGUUUAUUUGUUACUCUGAAAGAGGGUGAAGAGAUUUUAAAAGAAACCACUCAACAUUCCAAUUAGCUUUUCAAAUCCAACUCAAACAUCAGAAUUAGAGAAAUAUUUUUAUUCUGUGUUGAGAAGGUAUCAACACUGCUGUGCUUUGAGUUUAUUUAGAAAGGCAGUUGUGAUUUUGCCUCCAGCCAGUUCCUGUCGGGAAGGACAUUCCACACCAUUUUUUUUGGCUUGCAAAACUAGUUCAUUAAACUGAGCAAACAUUAAGCUGGGGCUCCCGAGAGGCCACAGAGUCAGUAUUUCAAGCAAAGCUGCCUCUGCUCUCCAGGACUCGGGGUUUCAGAGUUUUGUGCUGGUCUGAAAAAAUAAUGCAACGAGAGAUGUCUCUGACAGUAAUGGCCUUUUGUGUGAUUGUCUUCUGUGCUGGUGGUGUCUUCUCCGCCAGGGGCGAAGUGAUGCAUAAACUGGCUAAAAGGAAGCUGUGUGCAGAUGAGGAAUGCAGCCAUCCAAUUUCAAUGGCUCGAGCACUGGCAGAUUACACAGGUCCUGACUGCAGGUUCAUCAACAUCCGUCAGGGACAGAUCGUUUACAUUUAUGGAAAACUUAGAGGAAAAGGACGCAACUUUUGGCAAGGGACUGUUCAAGGUGAUUAUUUUGGGGAGCAAUCAACAACACUUGGAUUUUUCCCAAAGUCGAUUGUGAGAGAGCUCCAACAUCUAGGGACUGAACUUGUGGAAAUGCCAACAGUUGACUGGGAUUUCUACUGUUAGUGAAAGAAGAGGAUCAGAAAGAAAUCGGGCUCCCACAAAACCAGCCAGUCAAUGCCAUGGAGUGCCAUUGCAGAGUUAGGUUUACAAUAAACUGUCUUGCCCAAUGA